GACGCCCGCGUGAUGGCGGCGGGCGGAGCGCCGCCCCGCUGAGGGCGCCAAGAUGGCGGCGCUGCGGGACGGGGACUUCGCGGCGCUGCAGAUGCUGCUGAAGGCGCCGUCGAAGGACGCCGUGCGGCAGCUGUGCCAGGAGUGCUUCUCCAGCCCGCCCGCCGCGCUCGGCCCGCUGGCGCAGCGCGCCUGCCCCGGGCUCGCCGUCAGCGCCCAGGAAGCGGAGCAGCUGGUGUCUGCUUUGCACAACCUCACCAGGCACGUGGUGUACCGCGGCUUGACCAGGGCAGAAGACAUCCUCUGUCUCUUCCCAGAAAACUUCCACCAAAAUCUGAAAAACCUCUUGACUAAGAUAAUCUUGGAGAAUAUCUCUGCUUGGAGGAAUGAAGCACAAGCCAGUCAGAUCUCCUUGCCUCGGCUGGUGGACAUGGACUGGAGGGUGGACAUCAAGACAUCUUCAGACAGCAUUGCAAGAAUGGCAGUCCCCACCUGCCUGCUGCAGUUAAAGAUUCAGGAAGAUGCUGCCUUAUGUGGAAAUAAUCCUGUUGUUUCUGCACUGACUGUGGAACUGAGCAAAGAAACCCUGGACACUAUGUUAGAAGGUCUGGGGAGGAUUCGGGACCAACUUUCUGCCGUUGCAAACAAGUGAAUGCUCAAGCACAUGGAUUCCAGCAGCAAGGAAGGGAAGUAUUCUCUACCAACAGCUGUCAGAAGUUGCAAUCUAGUGUAACAUGUUGUCUAUUUCAGCAAAAUGAAACUAAAGAGGUUUCUUUCUUGAAUUAAUGAGAUAGCUUUUGAAAAGCUGACAGUCAAAUAUUCAUUUGGUUGGAUGCCAAAAAGUGGUUUCCCUUUAUGUUGUUGAACAAAAGCUGUUCACCGUUUCAGGAGAGAAUUUGAGGGCUCAGAGCCUGGCUUAAUCACAAGGGUCAUAACUGGAAACAGCAAAUAGCUGCAGCCAAUGAAGCAAGUUCUAUCUCUGUCCUGAAAUGAGAAUCUGAAAGGCUCAAGCUGGGUAAUGGGCUGCCUUCCAGCAUUAGAAAAGGAGGGUGCUUCUCUCUGGAAUGUGCUUGUACUGAGGUGCCUGCUGGAUGUAGCACUCUCUCCCUCUCAAUGAAGCACAGCCAUGGUGCAGAUUGUUAUUACAGGAUAAUGCAUUGAAAUAGGGCAAUUAUGCUACAACACAUUCCCUUCUGAUCAGCUUUGCAGCACCAUUUGCAAAAUGACUGUUCUGAACAUCCUUAGCAGGAACUAAUUUCCUCCUUCUGUUUGAAAGGAAAAAAAGGAGUUCAGGUAAUUUAUUUUUGGGUUUUGUCCAAUAAAGCCUUUGCCUUUGCUGCACAUAAACCAAACUGGGAGAAUAAAGAAUUGAAGGCUGUUUCCUGUGCUGUAGGAAACCCCUCUGUGGCAAUACGUGCCCACACUUCUCCAAAGAAUUCUGUUGUCUUUGUAAAUCUUCAUUUAAUUAAAGAAUGAACUGCUAA
Hirundo rustica (Barn swallow) is the source of this 1481-nucleotide messenger RNA. RefSeq names its product COMM domain containing 9 (gene COMMD9). Bases 53 to 649 code for a protein of 198 amino acids. The transcript has 6 exons. NCBI's taxonomy places the organism in Eukaryota, Metazoa, Chordata, Aves, Passeriformes, Hirundinidae. The record is from RefSeq and is a predicted model, not a curated record.